Messenger RNA from Myotis brandtii (Brandt's bat), 1476 nucleotides. RefSeq names its product fucosyltransferase 2 (secretor status included) (gene FUT2). Bases 130 to 1044 code for a protein of 304 amino acids. The transcript has 2 exons. Gene Ontology annotation, cellular component: membrane. NCBI's taxonomy places the organism in Eukaryota, Metazoa, Chordata, Mammalia, Chiroptera, Vespertilionidae. Gene Ontology annotation, biological process: carbohydrate metabolic process. Gene Ontology annotation, molecular function: galactoside 2-alpha-L-fucosyltransferase activity. The record is from RefSeq and is a predicted model, not a curated record.
ACUAUCUUCUGGUGAGAAUUAACAAAACAAAAAAAGAAGCAACUCCUGAAGAAGGUAACUCAUCCCAUUACAAGGACAGGAAACCAAGGCUCACGGAGCCCAGUGGAGUCGGGGGGCGCUGGAGCCAGCAUGGGGUCCUGGACCACUCGCCCUUCCUUCUCCACCAUCUUUUUCUUCGUCGUCUUUGUGGUGUCUCUCAUCUUCCACUGCCACCAGCGCCUGGCCCUGGUGCCCGCCCCCUGGGCCUCCCGCGGCCUCGUGGCCCUGGGCCCCAGGCACCUCCCUGAGGGGGGCAUGUGGACCAUCAACUCCCAAGGCCGCCUGGGCAACCAGAUGGGCCAGUACGCCACGCUGUACGCCCUGGCCAAGCUGAACGGGCGGCCGGCCUCCAUCCCCGCCCAGAUGCACAGCGCGCUGGCGCCCAUCUUCCGGAUCUCCCUGCCGGUGCUGCACGGCGCCGCGGCCAGCAGGAUCCCCUGGCGCAACUACCCCCUCAACGACUGGAUGGAGGAGCAGUACCGCCACCUCCCCUGGGAGUACGUGCGCCUCACGGGCUACCCCUGCUCCUGGACCUUCUACCACCACCUGCGCCCCGAGAUCCUGCGGGAGUUCACACUGCACGACCACGUGCGGGAGGAGGCGCAGCGAAGCGUGCUGGCCGACCGCGGGUACCUGCGACAGGCCCUGGACUGGUUCCGGGCCCGCCACCCCGCCCCCGUCUUCGUGGUCACCAGCGAUGACAUGUCCUGGUGCCGGCGGAACAUCGACAGCUCCCUCGGGGACGUGGUGUUCGCGGGCAACGGUCGCCAGGGCUCCCCCGCCAAGGACUUUGCGCUGCUCACACAGUGCAACCACACCGUCUUCACCGUGGGCACCUUCGGGGUCUGGGCCGCCUACCUUGCAGGAGGGGACGCCGUCUACCUGGCCAACUUCACCCUGCCCCACUCCCGCUUCCGCACGAUCUUCAAGCCGCAGGCGGCCUUCCUGCCCCAGUGGGUGGGCAUCGCCGCCAACCUUGGGCCGGCUGGAGAAAACAGCCCCUAGCCCUGCACGUGUCCCUCCCUCAUCCUCCGGGGACAGGCGGUGUAUGGGGUCCAGCACGGGGGCUCAGGAUUGGACCCCCAAGUUUGAAUCCAGGCAGCUCUGCUUCUCGGCUGGGUGACCUCGACCAAGUGACUUAACCUCUCUGUGCCUUAGAGUGCCACCUGGAAAAUGGACGAGAUACAGAAGCUACCUCGGCAGCCGCUCCUGAGAACUCGGUUCAUUUAGAGCCUGGAAACAUGGUGAGUGGGAGCCGAGUUUUGCUCUCUUCUCUGCGGCUCUGGGAGCACAGAGGCCAGAUAUUUUGCCCUUGCCUCUUGGGAGGGUUUGGCGAUGAAGCCAUCCUGCCCUCAACUAAAGGGGAGUGGGUGUUUUUGGCAGCUAAGAAUUCAGGCUUCGGGUUUAAUGGGGCCUUAUGAAAACACACUAGAGGCC